This is a messenger RNA of Echinostoma caproni, 582 nucleotides long. Lineage: Eukaryota; Metazoa; Platyhelminthes; Trematoda; Plagiorchiida; Echinostomatidae. The record is from the annotation of a GenBank genome assembly.
AUGACUGACAAUGGAAGUAAUUUUACUGGCAAUAAAGUUACCGAUUGGUUGAACUCCAUGAGUUAUCAUCAUGUUCUCACUCCACCCCGACAUCCACAAUCCAGUGGCGCAGCCGAAAACUUUGUGCGCACAUUGGAUAGUGCCAUUACUUCGGCGAUUAGCAAUACCGAUGAACUGGACAGAAGCGUUGAUAACGUUCUGAUGCCAUACCGAAACGCAGUACAUUCAACUACAGGGCACAGUCCAAAAAUCUAUUCAGGAGUCGAGUACUUGGAACAAAUCUUUCACACUUGGAGUUUGCAGAAGUCGUGUAUUAUCGUGAUAACGAUUUACGACCCUCCAGGGGCAUUGUACUGGACAAUAUGGGACAAAGAUUGUCUCAAAUUGGAUCUAGACGAUGACACUGUACAUCGCAGACAUCUAGACCAAGUAAUUUGUAAUUUGCCCAAUCCUAGUAUUACUUGUGAACCUACUAAUGCUGAGUCUAUUUUCAAUGAAAUAAAUUCUAAUACAAAUGUUGAAAGUAGUACAGAAGUACCCAGAAGAUCCGAACCAGUACUCAACAAAGCCCGCCGUGAUUAA